Molecule: messenger RNA, 2457 nt
Organism: Uncinocarpus reesii 1704
Lineage: Eukaryota; Fungi; Ascomycota; Eurotiomycetes; Onygenales; Onygenaceae
Exons: 1
Coding region: 1-2457 (818 amino acids)
Biological process (GO): fatty acid beta-oxidation; peroxisome organization; very long-chain fatty acid catabolic process
Cellular component (GO): peroxisomal membrane
Molecular function (GO): long-chain fatty acid transmembrane transporter activity; ABC-type transporter activity; ATP binding
Source: RefSeq, a predicted model, not a curated record
AUGGCCGCACAGUCAACGUUGCGAAAGCCGGAAGAUCCGUUACUGGUUUUAUUUAACCACUACAAGAAGUUGCUAAAAACACGGGUCCGGGGAAGUUCGCGGCGAACGCGACUGCUUGCCACUGCGGCGCUCGUCCUCGCAAUUGUCGGAAGUGGGUAUGGGGGAUAUAAUUGGUGGCGGGAGGGCUCAAAAGAAAGGGCGCAAGGAAGAAGACUGCUGCGAAAGAAUUCUGGCAUUUUGAGGAAAGAUGGAGCUAGAAUCAUCUAUGUCCCGUCCAAGUCGUCGCUGUCGUCAUCGGAGAGCUCCAGAGUGACGAUACACCCAACGAAGUCCACGACCUUUGAUGCGCACCGAAGACUAUUCUUGAAUACGCAUAGGUCUGCUGGGGCAUCUCUGAUCCCUCCUCCGUCGACGAAACCGGGCCUGAAUUUAGCGUUUCUCCACCAGCUUUUCAGCUUGCUCAGUAUCAUGAUUCCAAGAUGGAAUAGCAAGGAGACCGGCCUUCUUGUUAGCCAUGGCGUCUUUUUGAUGCUCCGGACAUAUCUCUCCCUUGUCGUUGCGCGGCUCGAUGGAGAGAUUGUUAGAGACCUAGUUGCGGGAAAGGGCAGGGCGUUCAUCUGGGGCAUAACCAAGUGGUGCGGAAUCGGAACGUUCGCCUCCUAUACCAAUGCAAUGAUAAAGUUCCUUCAGUCAAAGGUAUCUAUUGCUUUCCGGACACGUCUUACGCGGUAUAUCCAUGAUCUUUACCUCAACGACAAUUUGAAUUACUACAAAUUGUCCAAUCUGGACGGCGGGGUGGGCCAAGGAGCAGACCAAUUUAUCACUCAAGACCUUACACUCUUUUGCUCUGCUGUGUCAUCUUUAUAUUCGUCGCUUGGGAAACCCUUUGUUGAUCUCGUUGUCUUCACCUACCAACUUUACCGGUCAUUAGGACCGAUUGCCUUUGCUGUCAUCAUCAGUGGCUACUCUGGAACGGCCAGCCUUCUUCGCCGCCUUUCUCCUCCAUUUGGGAAGCUAAAAGCAGUGGAGGGUAAGAAAGAAGGAGAUUUUCGGAGUUUGCAUUCCAGAAUUCUAGCCAAUGCGGAGGAAAUUGCUUUCUAUGGCGGUGCAGAUAUCGAAAGGGUGUUUCUCUCGAAAAGCUUCAGAGAACUACAGAAAUGGAUGGAAGGCAUCUACGGCCUGAAGAUACGAUAUAAUAUGUUCGAGGACAUCAUUUUAAAAUACUCCUGGUCAGCUUUGGGGUACCUCAUUACGUCUCUGCCGGUUUUCCUCCCUGCUUGGGGUGGAGUUGGCGGAAUGCUGGAAAUGGCAAAUACUGGUGCAAGUUCCAAUCGAGAACAAGGACGUAUGAAAGACUUCAUAACUAAUAAGCGACUGAUGUUGUCUCUCGCCGACGCUGGUGGCCGAAUGAUGUACAGCAUCAAAGAUCUUGCGGAACUAGCUGGAUAUACGUCACGAGUGUAUACCUUGAUUUCAACUUUGCAUCGCGUGCAUGCCAACGCUUACUACCAGGGACGUGAUUCGCAGCCGGAUAUCUACUCUCUCUCUGACGUCCAAGGAACGAUUCAUAGCGGGUUCGAUGGCGUCCGUCUCGAGCACGUGCCCAUUGUCGCGCCAGCCAUCUUUCCGCAAGGAGGUGACGAGCUCAUUGAAUCAUUGUCGUUUAUCGUCCAUUCCGGCGAACAUCUCCUGAUCUCCGGUCCAAACGGUGUUGGAAAAUCCGCUAUCGCACGUAUUGUCGCUGGCCUGUGGCCCGUGUACCGCGGCCUUGUCAGUCGGCCCCGAACUUUUGGUACUGAUGGGAUUAUGUUCCUUCCACAACGGCCGUAUCUCAGCAUUGGCACGUUGAGGGAUCAAGUUAUCUACCCGCAUCGUGAGAUGGACAUGAGAGAACACGGACGCAGUGACGCUGAACUUCUACAGAUCCUCGAAGCCGUGCACUUGGGCUACCUACCCGAACGCGAAGGAGGCUGGGAUUGCCGGAAAGAAUGGAAAGAUGUUUUGAGUGGUGGCGAGAAGCAGAGAAUGGCCGUGGCGCGACUUUUUUAUCACGAGCCGCGCUAUGCAUUUGUCGACGAAGGCACGUCCGCCGUCUCAUCUGACGUCGAGGGCCUCCUUUAUGAACGCUCCAAAGAGCGAGGUAUCACUUUAAUUACCAUCUCUACUCGGGCUUCGCUCAAACGAUACCAUACCUUCAAUCUCACCCUUGGGUUGGGCUCCGAUGGAGCCGGUUGGGAAUUCGACCGCAUCGGAACCGAGAAGGAGAAAAUGGGUGUGGAGAAGGAACUGCAGGAACUUCGGCAGAGGCUGAAUAAUGUCGACGCGCUGAAGCGACGGCGGGAGGAGAUUGAGAAGGAGCUGCAAAACGUUUGGAUGGAUGAUGGCGGCCGGUUGGAUCCUCCGUCAUAUGCGGAGGCGACCGCUGCGGAGAAUUCGGACGGCGAUGGCGUUGAUUGA